This is a messenger RNA of Closterium sp. NIES-65, 1212 nucleotides long. Lineage: Eukaryota; Viridiplantae; Streptophyta; Zygnematophyceae; Desmidiales; Closteriaceae. The record is from the annotation of a GenBank genome assembly.
AUGGAUGUGAUAGAAUUAUGCUAUUGGAAACCGCCUCUCCCCUCCCCCCCUCUCGUUCCCUCACCCAUACCUUUCCGCUGGUGGCCCUCCCCUCCCGCCCCCUCGUGCCUCUCUCCCUCCUCCACCUCCCCAUGCGCCUUGGGGCCUGUGAUGGGCGGUGGGUGCUGCAUCGCAUUGUACUCUGCCUCCAGCUCCCUUAGCCGCUCUGAGACCUGGGAGGACAAAGAGGAGCAUCGAACACAGCAGAGGGAGGGGCGUUGCACACAGAUGGUGCUGCAUCGCAUUGUACUCUGGGAGGAGCAGAGGGAGGGGCAUUGCACACAGAUGGUGCUGCAUCGCAUUGUACUCUGGGAGGAGCAGAGGGAGGGGCAUUGCACACAGAUGGUGCUGCAUCGCAUUGUACUCUGGGAGGAGCAGAGGGAGGGGCAUUGCACACAGAUGGUGCUGCAUCGCAUUGUACUCUGGGAGGAGCAGAGGGAGGGGCAUUGCACACAGAUGGUGCUGCAUCGCAUUGUACUCUGGGAGGAGCAGAGGGAGGGGCAUUGCACACAGAUGGUGCUGCAUCGCAUUGUACUCUGGGAGGAGCAGAGGGAGGGGCAUUGCACACAGAUGGUGCUGCAUCGCAUUGUACUCUGGGAGGAGCAGAGGGAGGGGCAUUGCACACAGAUGGUGCUGCAUCGCAUUGUACUCUGGGAGGAGCAGAGGGAGGGGCAUUGCACACAGAUGGUGCUGCAUCGCAUUGUACUCUGGGAGGAGCAGAGGGAGGGGCAUUGCACACAGAUGGUGCUGCAUCGCAUUGUACUCUGGGAGGAGCAGAGGGAGGGGCAUUGCACACAGAUGGUGCUGCAUCGCAUUGUACUCUGGGAGGAGCAGAGGGAGGGGCAUUGCACACAGAUGGUGCUGCAUCGCAUUGUACUCUGGGAGGAGCAGAGGGAGGGGCAUUGCACACAGAUGGUGCUGCAUCGCAUUGUACUCUGGGAGGAGCAGAGGGAGGGGCAUUGCACACAGAUGGUGCUGCAUCGCAUUGUACUCUGGGAGGAGCAGAGGGAGGGGCAUUGCACACAGAUGGUGCUGCAUCGCAUUGUACUCUGGGAGGAGCAGAGGGAGGGGCAUUGCACACAGAUGGUGCUGCAUCGCAUUGUACUCUGGGAGGAGCAGAGGGAGGGGCGUUGCACACAGAUGGUGCUGCAUCGCAUUGUACUCUGCCUUUAG